CAUGAACAUACAGCCGAAGUCAGAUUCACAUUCACACUGUUGUUCAGAUCACAGUUCCAGCCCAGCUGAUAGAAGUUUCUGUAGAAUUUCUUGUUUACUUUGUCUAAUCUUAUGUGAAAAACCAGAAAUAAGGCCUGAAUAUUUACUGCUAUGUGCUCUGCAUUUUAUUCCAGAAAAUGAAUGAAUGGAAUAAUCUAUUUGCGUACACACCCUCUCCUUUAAUAAAUGCUGCAAGCACAGGAAAUCUCAGUCUCUUACAAGAACUCUUGGACACUGGCAAGGACCCUAAUUUAUCUGAUCAUCGAGGGUGGACACCUCUCCAUGCUGCUGCAGCAAACAAUCAGUUGGAAAGUGUUAAAGUUUUGCUUCAGAAAACAUGUAUAAACGCACAAAAUCGGACACAUAAUGGUGAGACUGCUGCUGAGCUUGCCGUUAUUUCAAAUGCAAGUCUUCCUGUUGUUCAACUUCUUUUAGAACAUGGAGGCAGAACUGUCAUGCGGCCUUACAUGUUACAUGUAGCGUGUUUCAAUGGUUCUCUUGAUAUAGUGAAACUUCUCGUCAGUAAUGGAUGUGACAUUAAUGUUCAUGAAGAACUCAAUGAACAAACACCUUUACAUCGAGCAGUGGAAGGAAAGCAACAAGAUGUUUUGCAAUAUCUACUUAGUAUAGGUGCCAAAGUAAAUCAGGGUGACAGUUCUUCCUGUACCCCACUCUUCGAAGCUGUUCAACAAGAUUCUUUGCAAUGUGCUGAAAUAUUGAUGAAAGCAGGUGCAAAGCCUAAUAGAAGGACUUAUGAUGGAGUCACACCUCUUAUGAUGGCUUGUCAGAAAGGAAACAUUGAAAUGGUGAAACUCUUGCUUCUUCAUGGGGCUAAACCAAAUUUGUAUGCAAAGGACUAUUCCAUGGCAAUAACACUAGCUGUACAUGGUGGGUGGACUAACAUUGUGCAACUCCUAAUGCCACUUUUGUGUCAGAGCACACUUCUUAAUGCGGCUGCCAGUCCAUCUGCUGGCACUGUGUCUCUAUUUUGUAUGGCAAUUGAUUCUGAGUCCGAAGAUUGCCUGUCUAUUUUACUAGAGGCUAAUCUUCCCCAUGAAAUCAAAAUAUGGCCUCUUCAAAGAAAACUUAGAGAUAUGCAACCAAAUGCCAAAUAUACCAAGUGCGGACCAAUGAGCUUUCUCUUGAUGGAUAAAAUGUCUGAAUAUGGUGACCGCACUAUAGUCAUACUAAAGAAGUUAAUAGACUGUGGUUUUCCUGUUAAUAUAGAUAAGAGAAAUGAAUUACCACCAUUAGUAGCAGCUUUAUUAUAUCCAUUGCUACAGCCCCCUGUCGGUCAACUUGAGAUAUUGGAUUGCUUAAUAACUACAGGAGCAGAAGUUGAUUACAGAAGUAUAUCUACCAACAAAUUACCUGACGCCCUUUUAGCAGCAUGUUUAAAAUGUAAUGGCCCUGCUCUGAAAACGUUACUUCCAAAUAGUGCAGUAUGUCCCCAUCAGCUUUUGGAACACUUCAUUGCUGGUAAAUCAACAAUGUUUUGCUAUUUUCUAAUGGCCGAAGCAUCAUUAGGGGAUGACUUUACAGGCCUGGAUGCUAAAGUUAAUACUUUAGUUCAAAACAAAUCAAACUGUAUGUGGUUCAAUUUUUUACCUCGUCUUCGGGAGAGUUUUCCGACUCUUCAGGCAAUUACCAGGAGGAAAGUCAGGCUGUGUUUGAAGAAUAAUGCAAGGGACACUCAAGAAUUUCUUCAAAGCAUUGAGUCUUUGAAUAUUCCAAAUUUGAUUAAGAAUUUCAUUCGUUUUAAAGUUUGACCAAGAAAACAGAAUUUAGAACCUAGUUUUCUUGACUGAUCCUUUUUUUUUUUUUAAUAUCAUUUUACAGUUUUUGAGAUUUUGUAAUUGUUUAUUUCAAUUUAGUACUGACAUAGACACUGCCGAUGUUUUCUUUAUGUUUUCUCUUCUUUUUCUUUCUUUUGUUAUUUACUUCUGUGAUUAGAGUGAAUAUGUACGUCUGAGGAAAUGAUGGAAGCUGUGAUCGCUUAGAGAGAAAGUUAACUAUACUUGCACAAUGCUCCACCUAGAACUGUGAUUUAGUUUAAUUAAGGUCAUAAAAAUAUAAGUAUUUCAUGUGAAAAAGUAAGAGAGAAUACAUUUGUUUCAACUUGAUGCCUUUUUUUGUAAAUAAGAAAAUUUAUAGACCCUAAGAUAUUUGUUACAUAGUUUUACAAAAAAUAAAUAGUACGUAUGUUUCUGGA
Frankliniella occidentalis (western flower thrips) is the source of this 2251-nucleotide messenger RNA. RefSeq names its product ankyrin repeat and SOCS box protein 3-like. NCBI's taxonomy places the organism in Eukaryota, Metazoa, Arthropoda, Insecta, Thysanoptera, Thripidae. Gene Ontology annotation, molecular function: protein binding. The record is from RefSeq and is a predicted model, not a curated record. The transcript has 3 exons. Bases 177 to 1808 code for a protein of 543 amino acids.